Closterium sp. NIES-67 is the source of this 1795-nucleotide messenger RNA. The record is from the annotation of a GenBank genome assembly. Lineage: Eukaryota; Viridiplantae; Streptophyta; Zygnematophyceae; Desmidiales; Closteriaceae.
CACAGCGAGGCAAGCCUCUCUCACAGUCAGAACAUCGUACAACAGACAUCGUAGCACCGUGAAAAUAGGCGACAGAAAGCGGAUUUCUGCACCGUUGUGCAUUCGCUCCUGCUUGGCUUCCAAUUUACAGUAUCCUUUAUUUUAUUUUCGUAUCCUUUAUUUAUCCGUUCCUCUGAAUCGGAAUUCGCGCCACGGAAUGGACGACUCGCGAGUUUUAGGUUUCGCGGACGAGUUGGCGAUGAGCGACAGCGGCAGCAGCAGCGCCUUCAGCGGCGAGCACCUCGAUUCUCGCUUCAACCUCGAUUCUCGCUUCGGGAAUGACGUAGGCGGUUACAGCAGCGACGGAGAGUGCACUACUACUGGAACGCCUGGCCGCCUAGAGCGCCGUGACGGACCAUGCUCUCAUUCACUCAAUUCUCAUCUACUGAAUUCGCAUCUAUCAAGUUCUCCGUUGCACUGCGGCUCGCCGCACCCUACUAGCCCGCCGCAGCAACGGCGUCGUCAUACCCAACGUGGUUACACACGCCUCGCACAGCUUCGCUGCGAGUGCCGCCACCGGCGCUACUGCUCUUCGCCGUCGCAACUCUCGCGCAGCAGCCAUCAUGAGCAGCCGCGGGAGGAGCAGCGGGAGCCACGGGAGGAGCAGCAGGAGCCACUCCCGUGGCAGCAGCAGCGGCAGAGCGAAGGCGGGGCGAAGAGGGAGGGGGGGGGUCAUCAACCGCAGCCACAGCAGGCUUACCUGGGAGCGAGGGGGAGUCUUGGUGAUGGUUGUGUUCAGCAGCGGCAGAACGAGGGCUGUGCAGGGAGGGAGGGUGAGGAAGACUGUUCGCAACCUUGUCUUGAGCAGCAGCCUCAGCAGCAGCAGCAGCAGCAGCCGCAGCCCCUCCCUGUGUCCCGUGCACAAGGACUUCUUAACGAUGUUUCCGGGUCAGACUCGGAGUCCGUCCGACGAGAGGAGCGCAGCACAGCGCACAAGGAGAGUGUUCCAUUGGCUCAGAGCUCGCAGCGAGAAGGCGGCGAUUCGGCUGAACUGUCCUCCUCCUCGACACUGCUCUCCCCCAACUUGUCUUCACCCUCCUUUCCUCCUGCCUCCUCCCUUCCUCCUACCACCUCCAUUCCGCCACCAUCCCCUCCGCGCUUUUCCCCGCCGUUUCUUGCCCCUCCCUCCCCGUCGCUCUUUCCGCCACGUCAGCAACCACUGGCCUCUCAUUCUUGCCCACAAUCGCCCGUCCGCUCGGCCUAUCCCACUCACACGCGCUCGACCCUCGCCUCCUGCUCCGCCUCCCCAGCCGCUCCUUCCGCCACUCAGGGUGAUUACCGUUGUGAGUUUCACCAGAAGGAGCUACAGCCGCCAUUGCUCCAUGAGCUACAGCCGUUCUGGUCCCUGCCAUGUGUCCGGGCAGCUGUAGCUCUCCAGCCAACCAGGAGCAAGGGCCACGUAACCAUGUGUGAGGCACGUGCAGUGUCACCUGGUAACCUCCAUCAUUGCUACCAUCAGAAUUGUCAGCGUCACCUAAGGAAUAAGGACGUGGAAGCAGUGCGGACGAUUUCUCCUGUUAGUAUGAGGUGUAUGAGGAGCAAUGGCCGGUUUGUGCUCGUGCAGUCACCACAUAGAGGAUUGUGCCAGCCGUUGCAUCUCAUGUCUACUGGUGCCACUGGUGCUUUCGGAGCAAGUGGACUCAGCAGCAACCAAAGCAGUAGAUGUUAAUGAUUUGAAUGAUCCCAAAAUAAUAUAAUUGUGCAAAUCAAGCAGGCUGUCAUUCCUUAGUUGCUGGUUAUAAUUUUGUGCAUAAGU